AUGCGGCUCCUUUCUCUGACGGUGCUGUGCGACGCGGAGUGUGAGGCCUUGAGGGGUGGUCCGGCUUUCCUGGCACCUAAGGCACCUGUGGCCAGCAACCUUGCCCCUGCAGGCACCAGACCAACAUGGAUGAGGAAAGCUCAGCCUCACACUCAAAAGCAAUUUGUUUUUGAAAAGCCAUCAGAGGUGGAGCGCACAGUUCCUGAGGCAGGUGUGAUAGACAAGCCUGGUGUGUAUGAGCUCAGCAAAGUACCAACUGGCGUUUCUAGGAUUCAUUUGAUUCCUGGCUUUAUAGACUCAGAACAAGCAGACUGGAUGUUUGAACAACUCCUCCAAGACAUACCCUGGGGUCAGAGAACUCACAUCAGACAGGAAGUAUCUUUUGAGGAACCAAGGCUUACCUCUUGGUAUGGGGAACUUCCUUACACGUACUCCAGGAUAACAAUGCAGCCAAACCCAAAUUGGCAUCCUCUGCUGACCAUGCUAAAGGAGCGCAUCGAAGAGUUCACUGGCUAUACCUUCAACUCCCUUCUCUGCAACCUCUACCGAAAUGAGAAAGAUAGCGUAGACUGGCACAGUGAUGAUGAACCAUCACUGGGAAAAAAUCCUGUCAUUGCCUCGCUCAGCUUUGGUGCUACCCGGAUCUUUGAGAUGAGGAAGAAACCCUCCCCUGAAGAGAAUGGAGACUAUACUUAUGUAGAAAGACUAAGAAUCCCACUUGAUCAUGGGACUCUGCUGAUGAUGGAAGGAGCUACUCAGGAGGAUUGGCAGCAUCGAGUACCUAAGGAAUAUCAUUCUAGAGAUGCACGGAUAAACUUGACCUUUAGGAUCAUUUAUCCAGAACCUGAUGGAGUUUGGAAGUGAAGAGGCACUUUGGGCGUUGUUGGAUGUAAACCCACAGCAGAUCCAGAGCCUCAGAUUGCUGCAGACUUAAAGGAAGCCUUACAGGACAGAGUGCUGUGAAAUACCUGAUGGGGAAAGGAAGCAAUAUUAUGAAGAUCUUUGACAAUCAGAAGCUGCCUGUGUUCUAUGGACAAUGCUGUUUUGUUU
Molecule: messenger RNA, 1050 nt
Organism: Balearica regulorum gibbericeps (East African grey crowned-crane)
Lineage: Eukaryota; Metazoa; Chordata; Aves; Gruiformes; Gruidae
Source: RefSeq, a predicted model, not a curated record